Molecule: messenger RNA, 5226 nt
Organism: Oncorhynchus nerka (sockeye salmon)
Lineage: Eukaryota; Metazoa; Chordata; Actinopteri; Salmoniformes; Salmonidae
Product: mannosyl-oligosaccharide 1,2-alpha-mannosidase IB-like
Exons: 14
Coding region: 1099-3042 (647 amino acids)
Biological process (GO): carbohydrate metabolic process; mannose trimming involved in glycoprotein ERAD pathway
Cellular component (GO): endoplasmic reticulum; extracellular exosome; Golgi membrane
Molecular function (GO): calcium ion binding; mannosyl-oligosaccharide 1,2-alpha-mannosidase activity
Source: RefSeq, a predicted model, not a curated record
AGCCGUGGUUCGUUGUAGAGUUGCAGCAGUAUCAACAUCCCUUGACAGAGGCUAGCUAUUUAGAGAGCUGUAGAGCUAUCAAGAAUGAAAUGAGCAAAGGGAAAGCAAAACUACAAAAUGAAAUCAUAGAUAGCGAGUUACCCGAAUACAUUUCUGAACACGGCUAUUUGGAAACGGUGGAAUAGGAUGCAUGUCUGUCACCGAUUUACUCAAAGGCAUUAUUGAGGUGAUGCAGCAGCGGCGAAAUAUCGUAACGGACUGCCUCCGGAGGAUAGCUAGCCAGCUUGCUAACAGUAGCUAGCUAGCCAGAUGCCUUUACAGAAAAAGGCGCAGUCUUUAGCAGGCCAACUCUUUUCCUAACCUCAACAUAUCCGAGAAACGUAGCUGGCUAAUAUUACAAUACAAUAUUGCGGGUGCACAUAUAUGUGUUUAAUCGGCUAGCUAAGUUCAUGUUAUUGCUUUUCUCCAUUAGUAAUUUAACUAGCUAGAUGGCUAGCCAAGCCUGUCAAUUCAGUGGAUGAAUUUGGUAUUCUGUGGAGACGCUGCGCGAUAGACGCAGGCCCGGGUGAGGAAGCUGAUAAAAUACAGGAUAUUGGGAAUAUUCAUACAAAUUAGCAAGACAAGACCGAUUUUUAACCACAUAAUUUAACAGGAACAUAAGUAGCUAGCUAGUUGUCAUUUUACCACUUAUUUUGCUACUAUUGAAAUGGUCAAGGGAGAAUGUAUCUCUAUUAGAACCUUGUCGAGGAUGCGACAAUAUCUGAUUAAAAUGUUUCACUAUUUGAAAGCAUAAUUACUGUCCUGUUAAAUGAACUUACAAUAUGUGUUAGUUAGGCAUUAACAAAACAUUUCGAGUUGGUUUUGAUUCUGUCGUUGCUUAUCCAGCUCAUAGUGUUCGGAUCACAACCAAAGAACAUGGAUCAGAAUGACAGAAUUUGCACGAAUAAAAAACAUGAAUUCAAUCGUGACCAGUCACUUCACUGAGGGAUCUCAACACUUGAUUUCUGGACACGUACUCGCCCCCGGAAUGAGAUAAUACAGCAUAAGAUAAUACAGCCGUGACAUUUGUCCACCCUGAGUUCAUUUCCACAGUCCAACAUGACCACACCAGCUCUACUGCCACUGUCGGGCCGCAGGAUACCCACCCUGUCACCCGGCGCUGCCUCUUUCCCACACCACAGGGCCACUCUGAGGCUCUCAGAGAAGUUUAUCCUUCUCCUCAUCCUCAGUGCCUUCAUCACUUUAUGCUUUGGGGCUUUCUUCUUCCUCCCGGACAACUCAAAACAUAAGCGCUUUGACCUGGGCUUGGAAGAUGUGCUGAUUCCGCAUAUCGAGGCACCCAAGGGGGCUAAGCAUCCUGGUGGACAGGUGGUCAUACAUGGACAGGGGGGCCAUGAUGAACACAGACACAGGGAGGAGGAGGAGAGCCUGCGCGAUAAGAUUCGUGUGGACCACGAGCGUGCGCUGCAGGAAGCCAAGGAGAAGCUGAGGAAGUCCCGGGACGAGCUGCGGGCUGAGAUCCAGACGGAAAAGAGCAAGGUGGUGGAGGACCUAAAGAAGAAGAAGGAGGUGCCCAAGCCCCUGCCCCCUGUCCCCAUGCCCAAGGUGGUGGGGGUCAACGAUGGAGACCCCGUGGAGCCUGACGUCAAGGAAAAACGAGACAAGAUCAGAGAGAUGAUGAAGCAUGCGUGGGACAGCUACAGACAGUACGGAUGGGGACACAACGAGUUGAAACCUCUCGCCAAGAAAGGACAUUCCACCAAUAUCUUUGGUAAUUCCCAGAUGGGGGCGACCAUAGUGGACGCCUUAGACAGCCUGUACAUGAUGGGCCUCCACGACGAGUUCAAGGAUGGACAGGAGUGGAUCGAGCAGAACCUGGACUUCAGUGUGAAUGCUGAGGUAUCUGUCUUCGAGGUCAACAUCCGCUUCAUCGGAGGACUGCUGGCCGCCUACUACCUCUCUGGACAGGAGGUGUUUAAGGUGAAGGCGGUCCAGUUGGCUGAGAAGCUGCUCCCAGCCUUCAACACUCCCACAGGCAUCCCCUGGGCCAUGGUCAACCUCAAGAGUGGUGUGGGGCGUAACUGGGGCUGGGCGUCAGCAGGCAGUAGUAUCCUGGCAGAGUUUGGAACACUACACAUGGAGUUUGUCCACCUCACUUACCUUACCGGGAACCCUGCCUACUACCAAAAGGUAAUGCACAUACGGAAGCUGCUGGCCAAAAUGGACCGACCCAACGGGCUCUACCCCAACUAUCUGAACCCUCGCACCGGUCGCUGGGGCCAACACCAUACAUCAGUUGGAGGUCUGGGGGACAGUUUCUAUGAGUACCUGCUGAAGGCCUGGCUCAUGUCAGACAAGACCGACACAGAGGCCCGCAAGACCUACGACGACGCCAUUGAGGCAAUCGAGCGCCACCUGAUCCGUAAGUCCAACGGCGGCCUGACAUUUAUCGGGGAGUGGAAGAAUGGCCACCUGGAGAGGAAGAUGGGUCACCUGACCUGCUUCGCCGGGGGGAUGUUCGCUCUGGGGGCCGACGGCUCACCUGACGACAAGGCUGGACACUACCUACAGCUGGGGGCUGAGAUCGCACACACCUGCCAUGAGUCCUACGACCGCACUGUGUUGAAGCUGGGUCCAGAGGCCUUUAAGUUUGACAGUGGUCUGGAAGCAGUGGCGGUGCGUCAGAAUGAGAAAUACUACAUCCUGAGGCCAGAGGUCAUCGAGACCUACUGGUACAUGUGGAGGUUCACCCAUGACCCCAAGUACAGGCAGUGGGGCUGGGAGGCAGCACAGGCUAUAGAUAAGUACUGCAGGGUCAGCGGGGGGUUCUCCGGGGUCAAGGAUGUCUACUCGUCCAACCCAACCUACGACGACGUUCAGCAGAGCUUCUUCCUGGCCGAGACGCUCAAGUAUCUGUACCUGUUGUUCUCCAGUGAUGACCUGAUGCCUUUGGAGAGCUGGGUGUUCAACACGGAGGCCCACCCCCUGCCGGUACUGCACCUGGCCAACCUCACCCUCCCAGGGAGCCAGGCCCAGCGGUAGAGACCAGGGGUCCUCCAGGGGACCAAUGCGUCCUUGCCUCCAUCUCUCCCUCUCACUACUACAGACUGCAGAAGGAGAGAGCUCAGACCAUUGUAGAGUGGAGGGGACUGGAACAAUAGCUCCCUUUCUUAUUCUUUAAUUCUCUCACUCUCACUUUCUAUAGCUCUCUUCUGAUCAGAAGGACGGUGGGUGCGUUCAGCUUUUGUGAUUGCCCUCGUAAUGUGACUUUUUUGUCAGGAGGCUUGAUUUGUUUUCACCAAACUGUCUCAUAACGGACGCAUACAGGGGCGAGAGGGUGUAUGGAGUCUGAACGAACAAACAGACAGACUUCUCUGAAGGGAUAUGUAUAUUCCAGACAGAGUCAGACUGACAGUAAAACUGAACACUAUGCGAUCAGUGGGGUUUGUUGAUUUUUUUUUUUUUUCAUUUCAUUUGGACACUCUCUUGACCUGGAACUGUAUCAGUGUUGCUUUGUGGAUAGGAGCAACGGCUUAAUGCGUCCCCCUCUGGCACCUUUCUAAAGUGGGCCUGUGAAAUGGAAUUGAUAUCCCUUGCGUUCUCUAUGCUACAUUCUGCCAUUUCUGUUCUUUCUCUAUCAUUCUCUCUUUCCAUCUCUCAUCAUUAGCAGGUGAAAUAUUGUAGCUUAGCCUGGCCUCAAAUAAUUUUGUUGCUGCUAUUCAACCAAUGCUGCUUCUCUCUCUCCUGUCAACCUUGUCUUAUCACUCCAUUCCACCUCUAUCUUCUCUUUCUUGUCAUAUUUCUUCACUUCUCCAGUCACUCCUCUUGCCUGGUCAAUUUCUGUUCCUGUCUUUCCAUAAAUCACUAACACUCCACAGGCAAAUUGGACAGGUCUUGAUUUGGCCGUGAUUCUUGUCUGCUGAUAAAAUGGCCCCUGUGGAUAAAUUGUUAUGCACUUUGUUGCUUGGAUUACUGAGAGGGAAAAGGGAGUGAAGUUACAGCACUGUAGGAGCUGAAGACACAAAGCCCUUCAUUUAUUAUCUCUGUGUCUUUGACUCCUUUUAAAAUGACUGACACGGAGCCAUAUUGUUGCUCUAACACUACCACUGAUGGGUAUAGCCUGGAGUUUUUCCUGUUCAGGAACAACUCCCCACCCUACUGAUAGGGUUCUACCUAAACUGUUUCUUGUUCUCAUUCCAAUCACCACUCACAUAUUAGGACUUGGGUUCCGUCUGUGCGAUGAGUAUGUUGAUUGAUAUGCCAUUCAUUCUCUAUGGGCUGUGUUCUUAAUGGACCUUUUGUGUUUCAUAUGAAUGUUGUUUCUGCAACAGUAGAUGGAACAGAAGGAACUCUGCUGUGUUUAGUGAGGAAUCUGUGAUUGGUGCAUUGGGGUGGAUGGGGAUACACUUUAGGUUUAGGGGACUGAAGGUAACACUGCGAAAUAGAAAUGUACCCUGGAAGAAAUACAAUUUUUGUUGGAAGUAUCAAUUACUUUAAAGCCUUAUCAAGUGUUGCUAUGUGUGAUGCCUUUGGCCAAUACUUUUUUUAAUGUAUUUUUAUUUUACAAAAUGUUAUUCAUACACAAGCUCAUACACCAGUCUGCUAUAAACCCAGCUGUCGCACUAGCAGACCCAUGAUGAUGAAGGAAUAGUGAUGAGGUUAAUGUUGGGGAUGGGCUGAUUACAGAACAACCCACCUUGCCAAUCGAUAAAGCCAUACUAUAUUUGUGUUGCUGCUUAGCUAAUUGGUUGGUUUCUGUCACUAAUUUCUCAUGUCUUGAAUGAGUACCACCUGGCUGCACCUGUACAACACUUGUCUCACUCUAUUCCUCUUUCCUCUGUCACACUCUUUCUACUCAUUCCUAUCCCUCCAGCUUCUAUUCCUCUCUUUCUCCCCUGCUAUUGCUCCCUCAGUCCCCAUCUGUCAGCAGCUCAGUGUCUCCCUCCUCGUGGUGGUGGUGGCAGUAGCAGCAGCCUACUGGGGUAGAAUGGUAUGAAGUAUGUUUAUCACCUCCACCUCACUCUGACAUCCUCACUCUGACAUCAUCACUGCUUCCUGUCUGGGGAGAAAGCCCAGGCGUUCUUUGGCACCGUCAGUCGCCGGGAGGAUGUUGAUUUUGAAAAAAGUGUUCCGUAUUUGUAUUUUUACUGAACAAAAAAAAGACCUGUAAAUAUGUUUAAAAUGAGACAAUAAAGAUGUUAUGGAAAGUGAACAGAAUAACUAAAA